Molecule: messenger RNA, 1600 nt
Organism: Capsicum annuum
Lineage: Eukaryota; Viridiplantae; Streptophyta; Magnoliopsida; Solanales; Solanaceae
Product: CCR4-NOT transcription complex subunit 9-like
Exons: 7
Coding region: 758-1234 (158 amino acids)
Biological process (GO): mRNA catabolic process; negative regulation of translation
Cellular component (GO): CCR4-NOT complex; CCR4-NOT core complex; P-body
Source: RefSeq, a predicted model, not a curated record
UUGUAGGGGUGGGAGGUUGAAGUAAAAACGACGAAGUUGCACACAACUAGAGGUAACAGAUGAAAAUUUAGUUGGAUUUUGUUUUUUUUCCUUCACACUUUCAGUGAAGGGUUGAGAUUGGUUGACACAUGUCAAUGUGAAUGAAACUCUUUUUGCCCAAAUUUGACCAUUUUCCUUUCUCAGUAACGGAGUGAACAAUUGGGUGGUUAUGGGUCUUUGGCCGUUUCGGGUUGGUGAUAUAAGGACAAGUGCCAUUUAUGUUUGUUAGAUUAGAAUUUUUUUUCUUUUUAUGAAAUAAUUAAUUUUGAGCGGUGGGUUGUAGUCUUUGGGGAUACAAAAUAUAAAAGGAGGAAAAGAAAGUAAAGUGAGCGAUAGGAAGGCAUACGAUUAAGGUAAAAAUGGAAAAAAACUUACCUCAAUCUCUCUCAGUUGGCGGCAGCGGCGGAGGCGGAGGAGCGUCAUCGUCGUCUCAUGGUGGUGGAGCAGUGUUUAAUAUGGAUCGCCAAAUGCAAGUUGUUGAACAGCUCGUUCUCAAUCUUCGGUACCCCGUUCGUCAUGAACAUGCUCUUCUUGAACUUUCUAAGAAGAGGGAACUUUUCCAUGAUUUGUCCCCCUUGUUGUGUAACUCAUUUGGUACUUCCGUUGUACUCCUACAGCAAGUAUUCCUUCUUAUCUGUACCCUUUUCUUGUUACAACAAGCAAGUCCAGACCUUUUGAAUAUUUGAGGCUUGCUAGCUUAGGUGUCAUUGGCGCCCUCAUGAAGGCAGAUGACACUGAAGUUAUCCGUGCUCUUCUUUCACCAGAGAUAAUUCCGAGUUGCUUGCGCUCAAUGGACAUUGGAUGUGAACUAUCCAAAACAGUUACAACUUUCAUUCUGCAAAAAAUCCUUCUAGAUGAUGCUGGUUUGGAUUACAUAUGUACCAGAGGGGUAAAGUUUUUUUAUGUAGCCCAAGCAUUAGGGAAUAUGGUUGGUGAACUUGUUGAACAACCUUCAGCUAGAUUGCUGAAAUACAUAAUAAGGUGCUAUCUUCGUCUGUCAGAUAAUCAAAGGGCAUGUGAUGAACUGGGAACUUGUCUUCCCCAUAUACUUAGAGAUACCACCUUCAACAGUUGUCUUUGUGAGGAUCCAGUGACGAGGAUGUGGCUGAAGGAAUUGCUUCAAAAAGUCAAUGGGAAUCAGGUUGUUGUACAGGCUGGAGAAUCGGUGAACCCAAUUCAUUCAACUAGGAUAUAAGUUAGGAACUUUUGGAGUAUUUGGAGUGCAUACUGUACUCAUGGGAGGUGGGUAUUGUUGGUGUUUAUUUAAUGUGUAUGUUACGCAUUUCUGUACUCAUAGGAGUUUGUUUGUGUUGGAGUACUUAAGGUCUGUUUGGAAUGUGCUACUACUGUGCUCAUAUGUUUAUUUAUGCAGAGCAUUAUGUGAAUUGUUGUUGGGGCCUAUUAAAUCUAGAUUCGCGUGGGGAGUCAACUUAAUCCCGUGGGUCAAACGACCUGUUGUUAUUAAUAGAGAAGGAGAGCCCUUCUAGUGUUUAAGGACGUGAUUUAGUGAUAAAUCAUAAGAUUUUGUGUUUAUCAAGAAGUACUUGGUGAUUUUAUGCUA